AUGUUCUGUCCAAUAGAAAAGAGAACUAAACUGCCACCAGGAAUUCUACAGCCUUUGCAGACGCCAUGCCGGAGCCUUCCAAAGAAGGGCUCCAAGAAGGCCGUGACCAAGGCGCAGAAGAAGGACGGCAAGAAGCGCAAGCGCAGCCGCAAGGAGAGCUACUCGGUGUACGUGUACAAGGUGCUCAAGCAGGUGCACCCCGACACCGGCAUCUCGUCCAAGGCCAUGGGCAUCAUGAACUCGUUCGUCAACGACAUCUUCGAGCGCAUCGCGGGCGAGGCGUCGCGCCUGGCGCAUUACAACAAGCGCUCGACCAUCACGUCCCGCGAGAUCCAGACGGCCGUGCGCCUGCUGCUGCCCGGCGAGCUGGCCAAGCACGCCGUGUCCGAGGGCACCAAGGCCGUCACCAAGUACACCAGCUCCAAGUGAGGCGCUUCGGCCCCUGUCAAACCCAAAGGCUCUUUUCAGAGCCAC
This is a messenger RNA of Myotis davidii, 474 nucleotides long. RefSeq names its product histone H2B type 1-M. The record is from RefSeq and is a predicted model, not a curated record. Gene Ontology annotation, molecular function: protein heterodimerization activity; DNA binding; structural constituent of chromatin. Bases 1 to 429 code for a protein of 142 amino acids. The transcript has 2 exons. Gene Ontology annotation, cellular component: nucleosome. Lineage: Eukaryota; Metazoa; Chordata; Mammalia; Chiroptera; Vespertilionidae.